AUGGUAGAAAGUGGAAAAGAAGAGGAGAUAGAGAUAGGCAAUCCAACGGACGUAAAACAUGUUGCCCAUAUUGGUUGGGAUGGUCCAUCCGCUACUCCUGCCUCCGCCCCAAGCUGGAUGAACGAGUUCAAAAAUGGAGGUGGGUUCGAAUCUGGACAAGGAGGCGGAGAAGAUGAUUCCUCCGCGAAAUGUAUGUCUGAAUGUGGCGGUCGGACCAGAGAUUUACCAAAAUUACCAAAAUCUUCGAGAAAAGCGGCUUCCGAGAAAGGUUCUCCAACAAAGGAAAUUUCAUCGGACAAAACUAAACGCCGGUCUUCGAGAAAAGGAACAACAUCAUCGUCAAGAAGAGCAAAGGAAGGGUCCGAACUAAGGGAGCUUUCUUCAUUACAGGAUGUUCCGAAGAAGUCGAGGAGGAAAAAGAAGACGAAAGAAACUGGAGGAUCAACUAGAUCGAUAAGAAGAUCAGACGUGGAUAACAUGUCGGAUUAUAUGUCUGAGACUGGUUCUGUAAGAUCUAUGCCUCAAUUCGACAGAAGAGAUGACUUUUGA
Eruca vesicaria subsp. sativa (arugula) is the source of this 549-nucleotide messenger RNA. NCBI's taxonomy places the organism in Eukaryota, Viridiplantae, Streptophyta, Magnoliopsida, Brassicales, Brassicaceae. The record is from the annotation of a GenBank genome assembly.